CAUGAGGCAGCAAAAACCAGAGAUGUAGAGAAGUUUAGAAACAGCGAUCUGUCCUUCACAGGUCACCGAAGAGAGCAGCAGAGCCAUCGGGAUGGCCCCACCCUUCCUGUCCUGUGUCGCCCUCUGUAUAAUCGGAUCUAUCACCACCAUCCUCGCACUGCCGCCUACUGAGCCACCUCUGAUCCACGACCACCCCUUUGUAGCCAUAUGGAAUGCCCCCACCGACCAGUGUCAACAACUUCACAUCCCACUGGACACCGCAGCCUUCCAGGCGGUGACCACACCCGCCGCAGUGCCUGGUCAGUUCCUUACCAUCUUCUACGAGAACCGCCUCGGCCUCUACCCUAAAGUCAAUACCGCCAAACGCAAGCUCUACAGAGGUGGAGUCCCUCAAAACGGCAACCUUACGGAGCAUCUGGCCAAGGCCCAGAGUCAAAUUGAUCACUACAUCUCCCAGGAUUCCGCUCCUGGACUGGCUGUCAUCGACUGGGAGUCCUGGCGCCCCCUGUGGGACCAGAACUGGGGAUCUAAACGUAUUUAUCAGAAGUUGUCCAUCACUCACGCCCUGCAGAUGGCCCCGUUUUUAUCAUCAAAAACUAUUUCUAAACUGGCAAAGAGCCAGUUCCAGCAUGCCAGCCAGCGCUUCAUGGAGAAGACCAUCAGCCUCGGCAUCGGCGAGCGUCCAAGCCGCCGCUGGGGCUUCUACCUGUUCCCCGACUGCUACAACUAUGGCUGGGAGAAGCCCGGCUACACGGGGAAGUGCUCCACAAAGACCCAGAAGCAGAACAACCAGAUGCUGUGGCUGUGGGAGCGCAGCACUGCCCUCUUCCCCUCCGUCUAUCUUCACCAGACCCUGAGGAACUCCCCCAAGGCCACUCUGUACGUCCGCAACCGUGUCCAGGAGGCGCUGAGGGUAGCCGCGCUGCCCAAACGUCCAUACACAGUGCCGAUCUAUGUCUACUCCAGGCCACUGUACCGGGACCAGACCCAGAAGUUCCAGAGCCAGAUGGACCUGGUGAGCACUGUAGGAGAGUCUGCAGCUCUGGGAGCUUCAGGGGUCGUAAUGUGGGGAGGAACCAAAGACUACAACAGCAAGACACUCCUUCUUUGCUGAGCUGCAGUGGAGGGAUAGUAGUAAUAGCAGAAAGAAGCUGGAAAUAAUCACCAAGACUUGAAGACAUGUCAUUUUUAAAGUUUCUGUAUCUGUAUCUGUAUCUGUGUCUGCAGCCAUGAUAACAUACUGUGUGUGUAAUACUUUUCACAGGUCUGAAAAGGGGAACCCAGAUGACCAGGCUUUAAUCAGCAAAAGAUUUAUCUGCCUUUGUUUCCUCUUUUAGGAGGAACAGACAGCCGUGACACUGCAGUGUGUUGCUAUCUCAACUGACGGAUGUGAAAGAACUAUUACAUUUUACUUUUCUGCUUGUGUGUGUGUGUGUUAUCUUAAUUUAUUAUUUUUUGAUGUUAGCUGUCCUGUUUUUUUAAUCAAAUUAUGGUAUACUAUAUGAUACAGUGUGGUAUAUAUGAUGAAGGUGUUUUUUAAAUCCAUCACUUAGUUCGUAGCCAUGCUAACGGCAGUGGCAAUGGCAAUGUUGAAAUUUUGUGCAGACAUUUGGGUUCCCCAGAGAAUCAUACUGACUUUAGUGAUCCUCUGACCUUUCCUCUAGCGCCACCAGCAGGUUGACAUUUGAGGUGGAUUACUGAAUGGAUUGUCAUGAAAUUUGCUAUAUAUAUUCAAGUUGAUAUACUGUUGAUUUUUCUAAUUCAAAUUAAACAUUUAUUACUAAAUUAAAUACAAAUUUCACUUUUAAUUAUGUGACUAAAUUGAUUUCAAUUUCUUCUCUGGUUAAUUUUUCCCAAAUCGUCUUUCGCUAGGAUACAUUUCUCAUUAUUAAACUAAACUUAACCCGUAACUGACCUUUUCUUUCCGUCCUAAUAUACCUGAGUCUCACCUAUAAACUCCACCCCCUC
Messenger RNA from Siniperca chuatsi (mandarin fish), 1968 nucleotides. Its product is annotated as hyaluronidase-1-like. The coding region runs from base 92 to 1114 and encodes 340 amino acids. NCBI's taxonomy places the organism in Eukaryota, Metazoa, Chordata, Actinopteri, Centrarchiformes, Sinipercidae. Gene Ontology annotation, biological process: hyaluronan catabolic process; carbohydrate metabolic process. The record is from RefSeq and is a predicted model, not a curated record. The transcript has 4 exons. Gene Ontology annotation, cellular component: acrosomal vesicle. Gene Ontology annotation, molecular function: hyalurononglucosaminidase activity.